AUGGAAGACACGUGUCAUAAAGGGGUUGGAGCUGGCAACAUGUCCACUUGUACACAACGGAUGCACCCCAUGUGUCAAGAAGAGCGAAGAGAAUUAAAUUGGGGCACAUGGGAUUGCAGCAGCAGCAGCAGGAGCAUCCCUAAUCACCGUCUUUUUGGGCUUAUAAAUAGCACAGACCGUUUGCAUUAUAUCUCCACAACUGCAAAUCUUCAUCACGUGCUUGACAUUCGCCUUUCAAGUUUUUCUUUAUCUGCUUGGUUCUUUCUUCCUUUGUUUUUCACUCUGCAACUGCAAACCUUAUCUACCACUAGUGCUGCCUCUCUGUGUUGUUUGCUUGAGUGUCCCUUUUGGGGUCAGUUAGACUCUUCCUCUUCAUCAUCCACCUCAAGUGCGAUAUUUGGCUCCAUUUUCCCUCCUCCAUCGAAGGUGCCAGCAGGAAAGGACUCUGGAAAUAUGGGAAAUCAUGGUGGGAGUGGAAAAUAUGUGAAUCCAGAUACUGUUACUCACAAAGGCAAGGGAGAGAGCAGCAGCAAAGGCAAGAGUUCAAUUUAUCAGAAUGAAACACCAGAACCAUGCUACUUCAGCUCGUCAAUCUACUAUGGUGGCCAAGAAAACUAUUCUCCAAGGACCAAGAACUCAGAAUCUCAACAAGUAUUCAAGAAAGAUGAUGGAGAGGAUGACCCCAAUGGAAACGAUUCAAACAGCGCUUCGAGGGGGAACUGGUGGCAGGGAAUUAUGAGUGUGAGCUCCCUCAAUAUAGACUAUGGAGCUAAGAAAUCAGUAAAGAUUAGUAUAGACUAG
This is a messenger RNA of Dovyalis caffra, 801 nucleotides long. The record is from the annotation of a GenBank genome assembly. NCBI's taxonomy places the organism in Eukaryota, Viridiplantae, Streptophyta, Magnoliopsida, Malpighiales, Salicaceae.